AUGCCGACGAGCUGCGAGCGUUCAGCUCGCGAUCCGCUCGAUUUGAAUCAUUUUCCUAAUGAACUUCUGCUUAGGAUAAUCCAAUUUUUACCACCACGAGAUGUGGCGCUUACCGCAGCGCAGGUAUCAACACGGUGGCGAUCUCUAAUCAAGCAUAAUCUUGCCAGGGUACCGAGGAUCCCAGCUCAUUGUCAUGUAUAUGUUAUGGAUAUCGAUCUGCAACCAGAAGAUGACCGAACGGAUGGUAGAAGCCCAAUCAUGCAGUAUCAUUUCACUACCUUCAGUACCUCGCAACCAGGUUUCUAG
This is a messenger RNA of Strongylus vulgaris, 306 nucleotides long. Lineage: Eukaryota; Metazoa; Nematoda; Chromadorea; Rhabditida; Strongylidae. The record is from the annotation of a GenBank genome assembly.